This is a messenger RNA of Pygocentrus nattereri (red-bellied piranha), 3063 nucleotides long. RefSeq names its product multiple endocrine neoplasia I (gene men1). NCBI's taxonomy places the organism in Eukaryota, Metazoa, Chordata, Actinopteri, Characiformes, Serrasalmidae. The record is from RefSeq and is a predicted model, not a curated record. Gene Ontology annotation, biological process: negative regulation of cell population proliferation; regulation of transcription by RNA polymerase II; negative regulation of cell cycle. The transcript has 11 exons. Gene Ontology annotation, cellular component: nucleus; histone methyltransferase complex; chromatin. The coding region runs from base 378 to 2240 and encodes 620 amino acids. Gene Ontology annotation, molecular function: Y-form DNA binding; chromatin binding; transcription cis-regulatory region binding.
CGUAAUGUGCAGACUCUGCGGUUCAGGAAGCAGCUACCACUCAGAAACGCUGUCCGCCUUUACUCUGAACGGCCCGACUUCACCAGAAUAUCCCCCUGCAGCUGGACCGGAGCGGGAGAGAGAGAGCACAGGAACGACCGUAGCGCUUCCUUCCGCGGCUGCUCGGUGCGAGCGAUCUGCAGAAGGUGCGGAUGGGCUGAGCAGUGCUAUGUGAAGCGGAGCUCGAGUGAGCGGAGAGUGUUUAGAGCUCGGACGUUUGUGCAGGGUAGAGUCCCUCUACUGCGCGGCAAACGCGAGGAGCAAAACAAAAGCAUGUGGACAUAAUCUUCCAACAAAGGUUGUUACAGAAGUCCAUUCCUGAACUUCAGUACCUCAAUAUGGGGCUCCGGUCAGCUCAGAAGAAGCACUUUCCCCUCAGAGGCAUCGAUGGAGUCGUGCAGCUCUUUGAGGCUGAGCUGGCGAACUCUGAGCCAGACUUAGCCCUCCUGUCUCUGGUCCUGGGCUUUGUGGAGCACUUUCUGGCUGUCAACAGGGUGGUGCCCAUUAAUGUGCCAGGAGUGCGCUUUGAACCUCUAAAAGGAGACUGUCUCAACUCGUGCUUCCCCACUGUAGAUCUAGGAUUAAUAUCUGCACUGCAUGAACGCUUCACAGCACAGAUCCGUGGUGCAGUGGACCUGUCUGUGUACCGCAAGCCUGCAGGUGGUUCAAGCCGGGAGCUGGUGAAGAAGGUCUCAGAUGUGAUCUGGAACAGCCUGAGCCGAUCUUACUUUAAAGACCGAGCCCACAUUCAGUCUCUCUUCAGUCUGAUCACAGGCACAAAGUUGGACAGCUCUGGCGUGGCAUUUGCAGUUGUAGCUGCAUGUCAGGUUCUGGGACUAAAAGACGUUCACCUGGCACUGUCUGAAGACCACGCCUGGGUGAUCUUCGGCAAAGGGGGUGAGGAGACAGCUGAGGUCACAUGGCAUGGCAAGGGCAACGAAGACAGAAGAGGCCAAACCGUUACUGCUGGAGUCAAUGAGAGAAGCUGGCUGUAUUUAAAAGGUUCUUACAUGAAGUGCAACCGUAAUAUGGAGGUAGCGUUUAUGGUUUGUGCCAUCAACCCAUCUUUAGAUCUGCACACGGACAGCAGUGAGCUGCUGCAGCUUCAGCAGAGGCUGCUUUGGUUGCUGUAUGAACGAGGAGACUUAGAGAGAUAUCCUAUGGCAAUGGGCACUCUUGCUGAUCUUGAAGAUCAGGAACCUAUUUCUGGCAAGGCAGACCCACUCUCUAUCCAUCUCAAGGCCGUGGAGUCUGCUAAGAAGUACUACAACAAUGAGCACAUCUAUCCAUUCAUGUACCUGGGUGGAUACCACUACAGGCACAGAAAUGUGCAGGAAGCUUUAGGGGCCUGGGCCGAGGCUGCUUCUGUCAUGCAAGACUACAACUACUGCCGUGAGGAUGAGGAGAUCUAUAAGGAGUUUUUUGACAUUGCUAAUGAUGUCAUCCCGACCCUGCUGAAAGAGACUGCUGCUGCUGCUGAGAGUGGAGGAGAAGGUGCUGAGGGAACGGAGAAGGACCAGCCGAGACAGGCUGCGGCUGUCUCUGCCCUCCAAGACCCAGAAUGCUUUGCGUACUUGUUGCGUUUCUAUGAUGGAAUUUGUAAGUGGGAAGAGGGAAGUCCCACACCUGUGCUUCAUGUAGGCUGGGCCACCUACCUCGUUCAGUCCCUCAGUCGAUUUGAGGCGCAGAUAAGGCAGAAAGUGACUAUUAUCACCAAAGAGGCAGAACCGCAGGAUGAUGACGAUCAGUCCAGUGAUGACCCUCGCGAGGGACGCAGGAGAGGCCCAAGGCGCGAGUCCAAACCCGAGGAACAAGCAGGGACCUCUCCACCAGCCUCGGCUGCACCUGCUGCUCCACCCGCCCAGCCUGCUCUGCCCAAAAAAGUGGGGGGAGAAGGAGGCCGUCGUCGAUCUUCGGCUGGGGGUCGAGGGAAAGAGACAGAUGGAAAGAAUGAACCAUCUUCCCCAAGUCCCACGCCUUCUCCUACCCAGCCAGUGGCAGCAGCUAGUGGGCCGGUGGUGACCUUCCAUAGUGAGAAGAUGAAGGGGAUGAAGGAGCUGCUCUCUGCGGCCAAGAUUAACUCCAGCGCCAUCAAACUGCAGCUCACCGCCCAGUCACAAGUUCAGAUGAAAAGGCAGAAACCUACACCCUCCGGUGAUUACACCCUGUCCUUCAUGAAACGCCCACGCAAGACUCUUUAGAAGGUUCUUUAUUGAAAGAACUGUUCUUUUCCUGCUUAGUUUCACCUUGAAUCGACAUCAUUAGCUUACCUGCAUUCGUGCAGUGGGAUGUGAUCAUUUUGAAGAUGAAGGUGGAAACUGUUGGUGGUUCACUGUGUGGUCCAUCUUGUACCAGCACUGAAGAUUGAUGUGAUUUAUUGCUGUAAAGCGGGGUUCACCAGUUACAGUCCCUGAGGGCCACAGCACUCUACAGUUCAGUGGUUCCAAGCUGUCACCUGCUUGAUUCAUCUGCUAAUUGUUAAGUCACUCAUGUGUUUUAAUGGGAGAACACUUACUUGUCUUGUAACCCUUCAGGACUAGAGUUUAAAGUCCUGCUGUAUGGUAAGAGAUUAAUUACGUUGCCUUACUUUUAUAUCUUUCCUUUUAUGGUAAUUAUAUAUUAAAAAAAAGUUGCCACACGCCAAAGUUUAGUGUUUAACAUGCUGUGAACACUUUUUUGAAAGAAUGAAGUUGUUUCUCCGAUAGACUGCUUUCAUAAAGCUUCAGACGUAGAAUUUACACUUUUCUACAUGCUUUUUUUUUCUCUCUCCAGCCCAGUAGGACGUUUACAUUAGCAUGUACGGACAAAUAACACAUGCUAGUCUCUUCACUUUGCUCGCUUUCAUUCCUUCCUGUUUGUUGCCAUAUUAGUGCGAAGCUUGUUUGCUUCAUAGGUGGCCUUUAGUGUGUAAAAUGGCAAGUGUCCUUUUUUGAGGGCCAGUAUGCUUGUAGAAUGCUCUUUACAACUUUGUCGAUCAAUGUUAAACUAUCUCUGUUUUUAAAAUAAACAAGUCCUGAAAACUUG